Messenger RNA from Opisthorchis viverrini, 402 nucleotides. RefSeq lists its product as hypothetical. The coding region runs from base 1 to 402 and encodes 133 amino acids. Lineage: Eukaryota; Metazoa; Platyhelminthes; Trematoda; Opisthorchiida; Opisthorchiidae. The record is from RefSeq and is a predicted model, not a curated record. The transcript is spliced from 3 exons.
AUGAAGCAUUUCGAAUUAUUUGCGAAAGGUGAGCUUAAACGUGCCGUAUACACCAAAAAUACCGACGAAGUAAAACGCACGUGCGUGCUGGCAAAACGCGAAAUUUCAUCUCAAACAGAUAACUUGCAUUUGCAAUCUACUAGCCAAACUUCAGCGAUCAACCAAACACCAAAGACUACUGAGAGUUCUGGGUCCCGUUUGCAAGCUCUAAGCUGGUCGGUUCUCUCCGAUCAGGACUACAUAAUGGCUUCAUUUGAUGUGAGUUCGCCAUUCACGUCUGCAGACCUCGGUCAGCCAGGACAACUUUGGCGAAUUACUGGACAACACCUGUACGCCAACUGGAUCGCUGGAGAAGGAAAACUUCUGCAGAUUACUCGACUCAGGGCUGAUUACACAUCUUGA